Rubroshorea leprosula is the source of this 791-nucleotide messenger RNA. The record is from the annotation of a GenBank genome assembly. NCBI's taxonomy places the organism in Eukaryota, Viridiplantae, Streptophyta, Magnoliopsida, Malvales, Dipterocarpaceae.
UAUUAAGAUUUAAAUGAAGUAUGAGGCUUCUGUAAGCUUGUUUAAGACAAUUAUUAACUUGGGGCUUGUAAGAAGUUUUUGUUUUGAAUACCCAAUGUGUCGCUUGGUUGGAAGUGGGGUUUACUCCAAGCUUUUUGACCAAGGUUCCAUCAUUUGGGCAGGAGGUAAUUCCUCCCAAAUCACCUAUGGCUGAUGUGGAUGGCUUCCUUUACUGCACCUGUGUUAUUUCUAAAGUUCAUUGUUUCCUUGUUUCAGUUAAGUAGAAUUUCUUGGCAUUUGGUUUCACGAUCUUCAUUUUGCUUGAGAAAACAAACAUAGAGCCCACUAGUUUUUUGUAUGUAUAACAAUGGACCCUAUAGAUUAAAGUCAAAGUUCAUGAUGUUUAAAACAUUGAAGAUAUACUUUCCCAUUUCUAAUGGAAUUAUAAUGUUAUUGACCAUCGUUUUAUGGAAUUUCCUGUUCAUUUAAAUUAUAAAUAUCGUACCAUACUGUGGAGAUUUACCAGCAACUCUUGUCACAUUUAGAAUCCAUCAAUAAAGAAAUAAAGUUUCCCAUUUAGAGUUCUGUAAAGAAGCUUCUAUCAGUUGACGAGUUUUAGAUAUCAAAAAGAAUAUUUGUGUCAUUUAAACUGUUAUCUUUGUAGAUCUGCACCUUUAGCCAAUAUGCCGUAUUCUUCAGAAAUUUCUGUAUUAGUCUUAAAUUAAUAUUCUAUGAUCUUAGUUGGCUCAAAUAGGGCCUUGAGGUGAGUUCCAUUCGACAAUAGUUCCAAGUUCCACCUUUAAGUUUUAUAU